AUGAACGCGGCAGCUCAAGUUGGAUUCUGUGUUCUUUACACUGGGAGUCAAGUUGCUCUGAAAGUUUAUGAAACUCGGGCGAUGAGGGAGUUUCGAAUUCAACAAGAAGAAUUGCGGCGACAAUACGAAGAAAGCAUGAUGGAAAGGCUCAGGACAUGGCAAACAGAACACAACACCGCAAUGGCAGAGGCGCAACAACAAUCAGACGAACGUCAUCGCAAUGCUAUCAAUGAUCGUGAUGCUCGCUUUGCAGAAAUGCGAAAACAAAUUGAUAAGAUUCAAACCGAUUAUGAUGAGACGAUGAAGGAACUCAGGAGAGAGUAUGACGAGAAAAUCGAAGAAAGAAACAGGGAAGUUGCAGAGAAAACAGAACGAAAUGCAUUAGCUCAUAAUCAACAUUUGGAACAUCUUAAUGAGCAGCAAAAAAUUGAGAAAGCAGAAGCAGAUCGCGCAUUAGAAACUUGCAAAGUUGAACAUGCCGAAGAAGUUAGAUUAUUGAAUGAAGAAACGGAGAGAUUCGAGAAAGAAAGAAAAGAAACAGUGGAUAGUUUAAUGAAAGAAAUGGAAAAACAGAUUGAAGAUUUUGACAGAAAAAAUAAAACACUUCAUCGAGAAAAUGAAAAGUUGUCUAUUCUAGCAGCAGAAGAAAGAAGAAGUCAUCUAGUAGCUGAAAAUGAAUUGAGAAACCAAAUGAUUUCUGAAACCAUUUCUACAGUAAAGAAUACUUUGACAUUGGCGGCAAACGAGGAUUACUGUAAAAAAUAUCAGGACAUUUUGAAGCCGAUAGAUGACAUAACAAGUGCUAUCAGUGCAGCCGAGUCUUGUUACAAAAAAGCAAAAUAUAAAACAUCUUUAAUUAAACCUGGAUCAAUAAGUGUUUUUGACCAAGACAUGAAGACUGGAAUUCAAGAAUGGAAAUAUAAGAGGAAUGAAUUCUAUCGGUAUUCCAUAUCGGCUUCAAACGUUCCCGCCAAUAUACGUUGUUCACUGAUGGAAAUUACUGACGAUAUCGGAAAAAUGAUCAAUAGUUUCGACAUUAGUGAGAUGGAAAUCAUGUCGACCGCAUAUGAUAUCGGAGAUUUAGACAAGAUGGAAUCACAAAUCAAGCUUCUCAAAGGUUUUAAGGCCAAUUUGAUCAAUGCGAAAUCUGAAUAUCGACAGAUAUCAUUGAAGAUUACGGAGGAUAGUACUGCCUUACCACCCAAAAUGCCUCAAAUGAAACUAGAGGAAAAAGUUGGGAGUGAAUUAGAAAAUCCAGAGUAA
Caenorhabditis remanei is the source of this 1263-nucleotide messenger RNA. RefSeq lists its product as uncharacterized. NCBI's taxonomy places the organism in Eukaryota, Metazoa, Nematoda, Chromadorea, Rhabditida, Rhabditidae. The coding region runs from base 1 to 1263 and encodes 420 amino acids. The record is from RefSeq and is a predicted model, not a curated record. The transcript has 9 exons.